CUCUGGCCUCUCAGAGCCUCUUGGAUCCCCACGGGGUAAUGGGUGUCCCGAUCUCACGGGGGACUUUGUGAUCUGUGAUCCCCUGACCCUCCUAGAGCACAACUUGGCCAGGCUCACCGGGCUCCCGCACCACUGCCUGUCAGGUCUGCCGCCAGCCCCAAGCCCCCCACCAGCCAUGAGCUCCUCCGGAAAGGACCACCUCGGCGCCAGCAGCUCAGAGCCCCUCCCAGUCAUCAUCGUGGGUAACGGCCCCUCUGGGAUCUGCCUGUCCUACCUGCUCUCCGGCUACACACCCUAUGUGAAGCCAGAUGCCAUCCACCCACACCCCCUGCUGCAGAGGAAGCUCACCGAGGCCCCGGGGGUCUCCAUCCUGGACCAGGACCUGGACUACCUGUCUGAAGGCCUCGAAGGCCGAUCCCAAAGCCCCGUGGCCCUGCUCUUUGAUGCCCUUCUGCGCCCGGACACAGACUUUGGGGGAAACAUGAAGUCGGUCCUCACCUGGAAGCACCGGAAGGAGCACGCCAUCCCCCACGUGGUCCUGGGCCGGAACCUCCCUGGGGGAGCCUGGCACUCCAUCGAAGGCUCCAUGGUGACCCUGAGCCAAGGCCAGUGGAUGGGGCUCCCGGACCUGGAGGUCAAGGACUGGAUGCAGAAGAAGCGAAGAGGCCUUCGCAACAGCCGGGCCACGGCUGGGGACAUUGCCCACUACUACAGGGACUACGUGGUCAAGAAGGGUCUGGGGCAUAACUUUGUGUCCGGUGCUGUAGUCACAGCCGUGGAGUGGGGGACCCCCAAUCCCAACAGCUGUGGGGCCCAGGACUCCAGCCCCCUCUUCCAGGUGAGCGGCUUCCUGAGCAGGGACCAGGGCCGGCAGCCCUACUCGCUGUGGGCCCGCAACGUGGUCCUCGCCACUGGCACGUUCGACAGCCCAGCCCGGCUAGGCAUCCCCGGGGAGGCCCUGCCCUUCAUCCACCAUGAGCUGUCCGCCCUGGAGGCGGCCACAAGGGUGGGUGCGCUGACCCCGGCCUCGGACCCUGUCCUCAUCAUUGGCGCGGGGCUGUCAGCGGCUGAUGCAGUCCUCUACGCCCGCCACUACAACAUCCCCGUGAUCCAUGCCUUCCGCCGGGCCGUGGACGACCCUGGCCUGGUGUUCAACCAGCUGCCCAAGAUGCUGUACCCUGAGUACCACAAGGUGCAUCAGAUGAUGCGGGAGCAGUCCAUCCUGUCCCCCAGCCCCUACGAGGGUUACCGCAGCCUCCCCGGGCACCGGCUGCUGUGCUUCAAGGAAGACUGCCAGGCCGUGUUCCAGGACCUCAAGGGUGUCGAGAAGGUCUUUGAGGUCUCCCUGGUGCUGGUCCUCAUCGGCUCCCACCCCGACCUCUCCUUCCUGCCUGGGGCAGGGGCUGACUUUGCAGUGGACCCUGACCAGCCACUGAGCACCAAGAGGAACCCCAUUGACGUGGACCCCUUCACCUACCAGAGCACCCACCAGGAGGGCCUGUACGCCAUGGGGCCGCUGGCCGGGGACAACUUCGUGAGGUUUGUGCAGGGGGGAGCCCUGGCUGUGGCCAGCUCCCUGCUAAGGAAGGAGACCAGGAAGCCACCCUAACACCCGGCCAGACCUGCUGGCUCCCAGGCCCUGAGAGGACAAAGAUGACCACAUCUCUGCUGGAUAUAGGGCCCGUCUAAAGAUGCCCCAGGAAGGGGCGUCAGCCCACAUAGCUGACCUUUGGGGUCAAGAGGAGUAGGGAUCCCAGUGUCUGAGGUGGUAACAGUGGCCGCAGGCCAGGGUCAGCCUAGACCUAGGAUUUGGGGGGAAAGCUGCUGGUGUGAGCUGGGAUCACCAGGACCAGCUGAGCACCCAGCAGGAGACCUUCAGGCCUGCACCUUCCAGAAGCAGGUCCCAAAUAAAGCCAGUGCCCACCUGCA
Molecule: messenger RNA, 1929 nt
Organism: Rhinopithecus roxellana (golden snub-nosed monkey)
Lineage: Eukaryota; Metazoa; Chordata; Mammalia; Primates; Cercopithecidae
Gene: OSGIN1
Product: oxidative stress induced growth inhibitor 1
Exons: 6
Coding region: 176-1609 (477 amino acids)
Source: RefSeq, a predicted model, not a curated record